AUGCGUAUUGAAACAUCUACCAAUGAAAGGUAUCUCAGGACAUUGAAUAUUGGAAGUUUUCCAGGAGAUGUUUUACAAUUCCAAGAGUCUCAAGACUUCUUUCAACAGUUGAUCUUCAUUGAUUAUCAAUUACAAUUAUUACUUCAGAAUGAGUUCGGUAAAAACGAAUUCAAAACCGCUAAACAAAUGGAAUAUCAAGGGAAUACCACGGUUCGUGAGAAAUUGACCCAAUUGAUAGAUUAUGUUCAUUCUAUAACUUUGAAUUAUGGUAAUUCAACCAAUUCAUAUGAUGAGAAGUUAUACUAUUCCGUCUUAAUGGCCCAUUUAUACUAUUUAAAUUCUCAAAUCAGUGAAAUGAAUCAAAUUUUGAAUUCAGUUACCGUUCCUGUCAACUUCACAUUUGAUCCUAAUGCAACUUUAAAUCAAAAUGAAUUUGUUCAAUAUUUAAAUUGUCGUUAUCAUGUCUUAUUAGGAUUAACCAAUGUUGAUAGUGCUUAUAAGAUUUGGCUUGAUUAUUUACUUCAUUUUUCAUUACCAUUGAGUAAAUCAAAUGUAUUAGCCAAUUAUUGGUUAGAUCUUUUAUUCUUGAAAUUAGCUAAUAAAUUAAGUCAAAAUGGGUUAGAACCAUUAUCUUUCACUAAGAAUGUUAAACUGAUCAAGUUUUAUGCUAAUUCCCUUGCCACUAUUUGUUUCAGUCAAUUCUUAUUAAGACCAGAAAAUUCAGGAUUAAUCAAUGAUACAUUUAGAACUGGAUAUAAUCAAUUUCUUUUAGAGCAAUUAGAAGGAAGAAUUUCAAAUAAAAGUGCAUUCCCAAACGCUUCAAGUUCAAAUAAAGAAUUAGAUGAUUAUGUGGCAAACUUAUACGAAUCAUUAAGUAGAGUAUCUAAUCAUCAAGUUGUAUUAAAACCAACUUUAUCAAAGAAAUUCUUAACUAAUUCCAUUUCCAAAACUUAUCAAUCACAAACCGUGUUAUCCAACUUGAUCAAAACUUUAAUUGACUUGAAUGAAUAUGAUGAAGCCUUUGCUGCAUUCAGAACUUAUAUCAGUUACUUAGAAGCUGAACAAGAACAACAUGAAGGUCACAUCACUAACGUUUUAUUAAUCAUUGAUAUUUAUUCUAAAUGUAUUUUAAGUUUCAAUCCUUUGAAAUCAAUCAUUCCAAAUUCCAAAAUUAGAAAGUUUAAACAUACUACUGAAGAUCGAAUUGUAACUGCUUUACCAGAAUUCAUAGAAUCACUUAAAAAAUACUUGAAUAAAUUAACCGAAUACUGUGAAAUAAAUUAUGAUCCUGAAGGUGAAACUGAUCUGAAUCCAUUAUCUUUCCUUUAUCGUAAAUACAAUGUCAACAUCUUAUUAUCUGAUAACAGUCAAUUUGUGGAAUUAGUAUCUAGAGCAUGGUAUUCCAUUGGUUAUUAUUACUACUAUUUAUCAGUAUAUGGAUCAGCUACUGAAGUUAUAUUAGACAGUAACAUUUCCAAUGUCUUAGCCAAUUAUAAGAAUGCCUUAAUUAUUAAUUCUACUGGGAAUGGUCAUUACUUAUUUGAUUAUGCAUUGGCCCUUAGUAAUUUUAAUCAAUUGAAACCAGCAAUCAAAUUAUGUAAGUUUAUCUUAAAGAAAUUUCCUGAAUCAUUCAAGACGUGGAAUUUAUUAGUAUUAUUACAAUCAGCAUUAGAAGUUAGUGAUCCAGAUUCUCAUAGAGAAGCUAUCCCACUGAGAAGUUUCACUGAUGCCGAUGAAGAAGAAGAUACUCAUGAAGAAGAUGAUAAUCAAUUAAGUGAAGUUAACAAGAAGGAAUUAGAACUCAAACCAAAAUUAACUGAACUGGAAAAAUUCGCCAAUAAUGCUUUAAAUAUUGCUGGUCUUGUGAUAUUAAGAUAUCAACAACGAGACACGAAAUUAAGUAUCGAAGCAAGAUAUGAAAUUUUACAAUUGAAAUUAACUCAAUUGGCAGUAUGGGAAUCAGUUCAUGGUGUUCAAUAUAUUUUAGAUUAUUUACCUGAGAUUUUCAUUACUUAUCAUGAAUUAUUUGAUAAUAUCGAAAUUGAACCAACUCCAAUUCCAACUUCAAAUUCUCAUAAUAAUGAAAAGAUAUUAUCUACUCAAUCAAAAUGGUCUCAUAGACCAAGUUUCAUUGAUCCAUCUCCAAGUGCCGUUCCAAGUAGUGCCACUACCAACAAUAAAGAAAAAUUGACUUCAGGAGUGGAUAAGAUAAAAAGAAUGUCAGUUUUGAAUACUACUCGUAAGGAAUCAAUUGAUACUCCUCGUACUAGUAGUAUUGCCAUAGAUAAUGUCAUUGAACGUAAGAUUUUACAAGAUUUAUGGUUGUGGACUGCCAAGAUAUUCUUAAAGAUUGGAUUGUUAACCGAAGCUGAACAAUGUAUCGUGGAAGCUGAAACCAUUUAUGAACCAAAUCAUAAGACAUUCAGUAGUUUAGGACAUUUAACUUCCAAGAAUAGAAAAUUCUUAUCAUUACAAGAAUAUGAAAGAUCAUUAGAAAUCUUAACUACCAAAUUCCCUUAUAAUAAACCAGAUUAUGGUGAUACCCUCUUAGGAUUAUGUAAACUUUUCCUUAUUGAUGAUAAGCUCACUAAUUCAUUAUUCAUAUCCAGUAAAGAUGCCGAUGCUGGUAAAAUCAGAUUAAAGAAUCUUUUAGAGAAAUUCCAAUUAAGUUGGCCAUAUGGAUAUAAUAAUGUCGAAGUAUGGUAUUAUUUAUCCAAAAUCUACGAAACCAUCGAUGAUAAACUCCUUUUAAGAAAGAGUUUAUGGAAGAGUGUCGAAUUAGAGGAUACUCGACCAGUUAGAAGUUUUAGCGUAUGUGACAGUUACCACUAUUAA
Messenger RNA from Scheffersomyces coipomensis, 2835 nucleotides. RefSeq lists its product as uncharacterized. NCBI's taxonomy places the organism in Eukaryota, Fungi, Ascomycota, Pichiomycetes, Serinales, Debaryomycetaceae. Gene Ontology annotation, molecular function: protein binding. The coding region runs from base 1 to 2835 and encodes 944 amino acids. The transcript has 4 exons. The record is from RefSeq and is a predicted model, not a curated record.